Strongyloides ratti is the source of this 417-nucleotide messenger RNA. RefSeq lists its product as hypothetical. The transcript has a single exon. Bases 1 to 417 code for a protein of 138 amino acids. NCBI's taxonomy places the organism in Eukaryota, Metazoa, Nematoda, Chromadorea, Rhabditida, Strongyloididae. The record is from RefSeq and is a predicted model, not a curated record.
AUGAAAUUUACAAUAUUCUUUACAUUGGUAUUAUUCUUCUCUUGUCUUCAUCUUUCAUUUACUUAUAAUGAAAAAGAAAAUAAUGAAGAUAACUUGGUUCAAGAUGUUACUAGAAAAAGUCGUUUUAAUAAAAUUCAAGAAAGAAAAAAUAGAUUGGAAAAAGGAAAAAUUAAUAUUCUUAAUCAAGAAAAGGAUUCUGUUAUACCUCAUAUGGUUCAUAUUCAUGAACCAAUAAUUAGACCUAAAAGACAAUACUAUGGUUAUGGAUAUGGAGGUGGAUAUUAUGGAUGUGGAGGUAAAGCAGCAACAGGUAGUGGAGCAACAGGAUCACCAUCUUAUUAUGGAUAUGGUUAUGGUGGGUAUGGAGGAUAUGGUGGAUACGGUGGAUAUGGCGGUUAUGGUGGAGGAUAUUAUUAA